AUGUGUAUGAAAAAUAUGAAACUAAUUUUGGCUUAUUCUUUAUUUUUUUUACACAUUUUACGCAACAAUGUGCUAUGCAAGAAUACCAGAGAAUACAACUUACUAGGGAAUGCACUUAAAAGUGGUAGUAUAGUUGAUCACCUUCAAGUUAUAAUAGAAGGGAAAUAUAGAAAUAUUUUGUCUGAAGUUAAUGAGACUUUAUUAUCUUCAAUAGAAAAUAAUGAAUCAGUGCCAAUUGAAAUUUUAUUAUCUACGAUAAAAUUAUUGGAUGAUAAAAAUAAAGAAACUGAUGAUGCAUCCAAAAAAAAAGAUAUUGAGCAAACAAUUUUAUACAUUAAAGACGCCAUAAAAAAUUAUUUAGGGAAUGUUGCAAAUAAUGAAGAAAAUGAUAUAACAAAAUUAAAUAAAAGUAAUUUAAUGUUAAAAUUAGAUAAUUAUUAUACUAAAAGGGAUCUUGAAAACUUGAAAAAAAAAAGUAAUGAUAUUAUAUUGAGAAAAGCUAAUUUAGGAAAAAAUUUAAAAACAUUUAGUACCUCUAGUGAAUCAUUAUUAUUUGGUGCCCCAGGUGAUCUUAAUUUAUCCGAUGACAGUGUAAAAGAAUUAAAUAAUGUGAUAUCUAUUAAAAUUUUAAGACAAAGAAAUUAUAAAGAUAAUUUCCCAUUUACUAUGGAAUCCGAGCCUGGAGUUCUUAACAAAUUAGUAGAUUUAUAUACACCUUUACUUGAUUUUAAUUUAGAUUCUUUAGAAAAAUAUAAAAAUAAUGAAAUAAAAUACUAUAAUGAUUCUAAAAAUGAAAUUUUUUAUUUAUUGCGUGAUCAUAUGAAUCUAGGAAAAUUUUUAUUGAAACUUCCUAUUAGUAAAAUGCCAAAUGCUAAGCCGAAUGAUGAUAUAAAAGAAAGUAGUGAUGUUGAUAAUAAAAUUUAUACAUAUGAGAAUAAUAAUAUGGAAAAGGACAAGAAUGCAAAAGAUUAUUCCUUAGGUGCAUACAGUACAAACCCAGUUUAUACAUAUUCAAGUAAAAUUAAAAAAAUUCCUAUAAAUAAACCCAAUGGAAAUAGUGAACCAAAAUCUCGAAUUAGCUAUUUAUUGCAGAAAAAAAUGGACCGAACUCAUUUGAACAAACCCGAAAAAUACUAUAAUCAUCAAAACGGGUUAAUUUACAAAAUUAGACCAAAUGGGUAUAAUAGCCAAUUCAUAAAUUCAAAUAAUGAGAAUGCGGAAUAUUAUAAAAAACACAAUAAUAUAUUAUUUGAAAUUAUAAUAAAAUCACAUUCAUUAACAAAUAAUGAUACUUGCAAAAAAAUUAUAAUAAUAAAAAAAAAUGGCGAAAAUGGUUCAAGCGAAAAUAGCAUAUCUGAAGAUACAGAGAUAAUAUAUGACGGUGAUUCUGCAAAAAAUUGUUUACAAUAUUCUAAAAAAAAUGAUGAUUUAUAUUAUGUUAUACCAUUAAUACAUUUUAAUGAUACAUCAAAUAGUAUGCGCUGCUUAUCAUGUGAUGAUUACGAAAAAGGAAUACAUAAUAAAUGUCUAUUCAAUGAAAAAUUUGUGCAUCUAAAUUACGAUAAUAAAUGUAUUGUUUGCAUUCCAUCUAAUGCUAUUAGUAAUUGUUUAUUUAAUAGUCGAAACGUAAAUAUAGAUUCAUGUAAUGGUUGUUGCAAUUCCAUGAACCGUUUACCUCCUAAUGAUAAUAGAUUCCAUGCAUUCAAAUAUAUGUUCCCUUCAUGCAAAUACAUAUAUAGAGGCAUAGAUCCGCAGGAUAAUAAUAACGGUGAUUGCGAUUCUUGUAUAUAUUAUAGACAGGAAGAGCCAAAUUUUAAGCUUGGAAAGAUGAAUAAACAUAGAAAUAAAAGAGUAUAUGCAACGAAUCACAAAAAACUGAAGGAUAAGGAUAAAGCAUACAAUAGAAAGAAUAAUAGACACCCAAUUGGAGAGGAAUCAAAUGAAAACGAUAUUGAUGAAUGCAUGUUCUUCGGAUGUGUAAACGACGAAUAUUAUGAUGAAUACGAAAAUUACAAUAUAAAAACAAGAGAAACAAUUAAGUUAAGUAGUAGAGUUUUUGAUCCUAUAAACUUGAAAAAAAAUCAUAGUGAUUAUGCAUAUAAUGAUGAAGAAGUUAAUGAGAAUGUGAAUAAGGAAGGGUAUAUUAAAAAUGAUAGAAAAAAUUUUGAAGACAUAAAAAAGAUGUACGAAAAUGUUAGCAAUAAUUUAGAAAAUGAAAAAAAUAGGGAUACUGUAAAAGGUUCAAGUGAUUCGGAUAAUUAUGAUGAUAGUGAAAUUGAUCAAGAGCCAAACAAUAUAGAAUAUUUUAAAAAAUUAUAUUAUGAGAUUAUAAGCAAUAAUAAUGAUAAUGAGAGUAAUAAAAAUGGUGAUAAUGAUUAUUAUGAUGAAACCAUCGAUAACUUUUAUAGUCUACGAUUUUUUUAUAAAACCAAAAUAUUUACAAAAAAGAAAAAAGCAAUAAAUGCAUAUAUAAAAACAAAUAAGAUAAGUGCCGAUGAUAACAAGAGAAAUAUAUUGUUUUUAUUUAAAAAAUUAUUUAAAAAUGUUUUUAAGGAUCUGGAUUACAAAAUAAAAGACUCAGGAGUAAGCUUAUCUCCAGUUAUUAACGAUUCAAAUAUUAUAGGAUUUGAUGUCGAUUUUGGAAGAGUAGAAGUUCAAUAUGCUGGUUGUAUAAACAUGCUUCGUUAUUCUGUAUUUGAUAUUCAAAACAUGGCUAUCUAUUUUAUUACUCCAGAUAAAAAAUACAUUUUGCUAGAAGAUGUUAUAAAAGAAAUAAAUGAUGGGAAUGAAAAGUAUAAUGAUUAUAAUAAUGAAGAUACAGAAGAAUAUAUUAAUGAAAAUAUGCACAAUGAUAUUGGUGAAAAUUCAAAUAAAAAUAAUGAAACCUCCAACAAUGAAAAUAGUUUAACUUUAAAUGAAAAUAAUUCUCGUAGUAUUUUUGGAAAUUUAGAAUUAAAAUUGAAUAAUACAUAUAAUCAAACGGAUAAACCAUCUGUCCAAGAUAAUAAAAAGGAGAUUGACGAUAAAGAAAAUUCAUAUGAACCGAAUAAAGAUGAUUAUUCUAAAAAUGGUGGAAAAGACUCAUUAGAUGAAUUAAAUAAAGAUCAAGAAGAAAAGCAUGAAUUGUUGGAUAAAAUACUAAACGAAUUUAGAAAUGGGAAAGUAAAAACACCAGCACUAAAUGAAUUAUCAAAAGUUUUAUCAGAAUAUGGUAAUUUAUUAUCAAAAGAGGAUUUGAAGGAGAUUAAGAAUAACCAUAAAAACGUUGAUAUUCAUAAGGGUAAUAAAGAAAACAAUGAUUCUAUAGAAAUAAUAAUAAAAAAAAAUAGUAAAUAUAAUGCAAGAAAAGGAAAAACUAAUGAUAAAGAUAAUAUAGCCAAUGAGUCAAAUGACCAGAGUGAGUUUAUUUCCAUUGAUCAGGAUGGAUAUAAAAUAAUUAAUGAGACAUUGAGAAAAUAUAUGGAUAAAUAUUUUAGCGUUCAUAAUAUUCUCAUACAUUAUAUUGAAAAUAAUGAUAUUUCCAAAAAGGCAAUUCAUAUUACAUCUGAUAUUGAUGCUAAUUUAGAUAUGCUUAAAUCCAGUAUUUUAGCUAUUUCUAAUACUAAUGGGGAAUCAAUAGAUGAUUUUAGGUUAUUCCUUAUACCUAAUGAUAUUGAGAAAUAUGAUCCAAAUAAAUUAGAAGAUAUACCAUCAUUUAUAAGAACUGCAAAUGAUUUGCAUAAUUAUAGUAAAACAAAAAAUAUGAAAAUUUUAAUAGCAUCUGUACAUGGUGGUCCUGGUAUAAGUAUCGAGCCACAAAUCUUCAACUAUUUAUAUGAAUCAAAUAAUGAUACCUCAUAUAAUGAAUCUGCAUUAGAUGUAAAAGAAGGAAAAGAAUCUACAAAUACUGAACUGGAAUUAAAUGGAUCUCACUAUGAUGAUGAAGAAAACAUGGACAAUGUUCGGAUUUUAGAAAAUGAAAUAUAUGAUACUACUAAAAAAGAAAUACAACCUAAUGAAAUUGUAAAAAACGGAAUAGAAGACACCAAAUUAAGGGGGAAAACAAGUGGAUCAUCUGAGGAUUCAAACAAUUCUGACAAUAGUGCAGAGGCGAAAACAACUGACGAAAAUAAUGCAGAGCACAACGAUGAGGAUGCAACCGUUUUUGAAAAUAAUAAUCAGUACAAUACUCCAAAUAAUUUCAAUAAUAUUAAAAUAUAUAUAGAUAAUCCAAAUAGAAAAAUAACUAUAUUAAAUGGGGUUGUAUUCAAAAAUUAUACAUUAAAAUUGCUUAUAAUGGAUAUUAUGAACAAGAUAUUACAUACCCCUUCAAAUUUUGUAGACUUAAACUCGUAUAAAAAAGGAAUAUCCACAUUUGGUAUAUUUGAUUGUUUAGAAUAUUAUUCUUAUAAUACAAAAUCGAAUAUUAUUAGUUCUUUAUUAUUUGAAAAAAAUAUAAAAUUAAUGGAUAUAUUAAAAAAUCUUAAUAGCAAAGGUGAAUAUUUAUUGAUAAAAAAUAAACAAAGUGAAUAUUGUGAUGGUGUAGAUAAUUUGAAAUAUGUAAAAAUCCCAUCGAUAAUUAAUUUAAAAGCACCAAAAGAGAUAUAUUUAGAAUUUCCAAUAUUCCACAUAGAUGAACGUUAUAAUUUUGUUCAUAACAAAAUAAGUUUUAUGAAUGUACCAGAAGAUUAUACAGCAUCCAAAUUAUGUAGUGUAAUAAAAAAUAUAUUGAAUGAAGCAUUAGAAGUAUAUGAUUUAGAUCCUAUAAAAAGUUUACAAAUAUAUAAUAUAAUAGAAAAUGAAUGGGAAUCCAUUGAAGAUCAUGUUUUGGUUCACGAAAUAAAAAUGGACAACAAUUAUUUAUAUACAUUAUUUAUUCAUGAUACAUUUUUAACUAAAAGAUAUUAUCAAGCUAUGUCUAAUUUAAUUAUUGAUUUAUUAAAUAAUAAUAUUUAUAUUAAAAAGUUAGACGUGUAUAUUGAUUAUAAUUAUAGCCCUUACACACUUUAUAAUAUACCCAUACAUAUGUCUUUUUUGAAUUUAAAAUAUUUACUUUUAUAUCAUACAAAUGCAUAUUUGUCAGAUUCAUUUUUGAAUGAAUUCUUUUUUACAUAUAAUGAAAAAUAUCUUCAAAUUUCAUCUGUUAAUGAUAUUGAUAAUACAUAUAAUCCUAAUAAUGAAGUAGAUGAUUAUAUUUAUGAGGAAGAAGAAUAUGAAGAAAGUAAAAGUAUCUUUAGUUUUUUAACUAGUUGUACCAGAAAUAAUAAUAAAAGAUAUAGUCUGUUUUUACUUAAUAUGGUGAAUACAUUUUAUAAAAUAAAAUUGAAUUCGAAUAAAAUGAUGCAACCAAUAUUGGAAGAUUUACUCAAAAUAUCUGGGAAAAGCUCAAAUGAAAAUAUUAUAGUUGAAAUAAAUAAAUCAUCUACAAAGUUAAAAAAUAUCGAAAUAUAUUUAGGAAAUAAUUCCAAAAAAUUAAAAGUAAAAAAUGUACCAUUAAAUUUAUUAGUAUGGAGAUUUAUAAAUAUGUUAUUAAAAGGAUCUUUUAAUGUACCAAUAGAAGAUCAAGAUAAAUUAUAUAAUUUAUUUGUAUUAGUCCCACGAGAUAAAGAUGCAAUGAUUAACCGUGAUUAUUAUAUUUCUACAAAACCAGGGUAUACUAUUGAAAAGUUAUUAAAGGUAGUUGGAGCAAAUAAUCUAUGCUUAAUUAAAGCGUAUCCAGAUAAAUUGACACAUAUUAAAAAUAGUACAUAUUAUUAUGAAUAUGCUAUGUUUAGUUUCGAUGCAUUACCCAAAGUUAUUGAUUUUUCAAAUCCAAUUGGAUUAUUAAGCUUUUAUGUUAAUUAUAAAAAUGAAAAUAAAUUAAUUAAUAUAACCAAUGCACCUGAAAAUAUAACUCCAGAUAAGUUGCUAAAAACGAUUCUUUUAGAUAUGUACUCUAAAUGGCAAAAUUUUCCUAAAGAUGAAAAAAUCAAAUUUUCAUUAUUUUUAAAUAAUGAAGAAAUAAAAAAUAUAAAAGAUUAUAUUAGUUCAGGAAAAGAAGCACAACUACGUACAUUAAUUUCUUUAGAUAAAAAACAUAGUUAUAGUAAUAAUAAAAAGAAGUUCGUAGAAAUAGACAAAAUACCUGAAACAAAUUCUAUAAAAAUUCAAGAGGCUGAAUUAAAAGCAAUGCAACUAUAUGAUAAUGUGUUAAGAGAAAUUUUAUCUAAAGGAAAUAUAGAUUAUAAUAAUAUAAGUGUUACUGGAUAUACAAUAUCAAUUAAUGUAUUUGAUGGUAAUGAUUAUAGUCCUGUUACUAUCUUUAAUAUACCUUUAAGUGCAACUAACAAAGACAUAAUUGCUUUCUUAUUAAUUAAAUCGAACCAUAUUAAUACAAAACAUGUUGUAGAUGAGUUUCUUUUAUUAAACAAAGAGUCGUUUGACUUGCUAAAAACAAAAACUAUAUUAGAUCAAAAUGUUGUAUUUAUUGGUGAAUUAACAGGACUAAUUGACUUAGAUAGAGCAAACUUGUAUUUAGUUCAUAAACCCCAAUUUAAUUCUUUAGAUAGCAUAUUUAAAAAUUUGGCGAAUAAAAAUUAUGAUUUUAAAUCAGAAAAAAUAGAUGCUUUGAAUAUUAGUGAAGCAAAAGGAAGUCUUAUAUUUAAUGUUAUACUAAAUCAAAAUAAAAAAAAAGUUUUUAAUGUCACAAAUAUACCUUAUAAUAUGUACAUAAUCGAUCUUUUACGAUAUAUAGUUGGAUAUCAAAGAAAAUGGAUAUACAAAUUUGUCGAUUUUUAUAUAAUUAAAGGUAGUGAAAAACAUAUUUUAAAUGAUCAUUCAGGCAUUAUAACAUAUGGUAGAUCAGUUAGCGAAAUUUUUACGUUGUGCAAAAAAAAUGAUCCAUGUACUUUUCACAUAGAAAUUGGCUCUAACAAAGUUGAGGAUGUUAUAAAUAACAUAAUGGGGGAUAAAAUUGAUGCUUUUAUUAGCAGAAAUGCCAAUGAUAAUCAAAAAAACAAUAAGGAUACAAUCUUAAAUGAAUUAAAAAACAAAAUAAACUCAGAAGAGGACGACAAUAUGGAUAUAGAUUUGUCCGUAUUGCGUUUUGAAUUUAAUGCAGGAUUAUAUGAUAAAAAUAUAUUUGGUACAUCAACAAUUUCUAAUAUACCUAAAACUUACACAGUAGAAGAUGUUUUAAAAUACAUUAAAAAUGUGUUAAAGGAAGAUUGUAAAAUACGAAAUGCUGAAGAUUUAGAAUUAGAAAUAAAAAUUAUAUAUAAUGAUACAUAUUUAACUAUACCCAAAGAAUUAAAUAUAGAGUAUGUUAUAAAUUAUUAUUUUAUUAACACACCAUCUAUUGUAUCUGUUACAAAGGAUGAUAAUUAUGAAGAUCCUUUUAAUCUUAUUCACUUAAUUUUAAAUAAUACAAAAAUAGACAUGAAAAAUAAUGUAUUUGUUAAAAAGGAAAUCCCAUUAUAUGUAAAGAAAAAUAAUAACUUAGAAAAUAUAAAAUUAAAAAAUAUUCCAUUAUCAAUUACCGAAGAUAAUUUAAUUACUUACAUAAUAAAUUAUUUAACAAAAAAUUCAGAAGUUGUAAAUUUUAUGAGAGAUAAUACAUCUAUUUGUAUAUAUCCUGAAUGCUAUCCUGUAUAUAUACAUUAUGAUAAUAACCAACUAUCAUUUAUUGCUUCAUUGUCUUAUCAUAUAGCCUUAAGAAAUAUUAAUUAUAUAACAACAAUAGAAUCUUUUGAAAACUUUUAUGGUAAUAUGAGCCAUUUUGAAUUUGAUUUUUAUAAAUAUUCGCAUUUUAAUGGAUCUAAUAUAAGUAAUUAUAAUAAAGCUGACAUCAAAGAAUUAAUAAAUUUUGAUAUUACUAUUCAUUUCCCAACUAUUAUUAGAACAAUUCGAAUAAAAAAUUUUAAUAUUAAUAUGCAAAUGGAAGAUUUGUUUGCUAAAAUAUUUCAAUCUAUAACAACAAAUAGAUACAAAUGGAAAGAUUUGUUCACAUUUAUUGGGGAUGGGUCUAAAAUAAAUAUAUCUGAAGAAGGAAGCAAUAGACCUGAACAAGUAAUCGACACUUUUAAAGAUUAUUUAAAUGAAGGAAGUAAUUUAACAUUUAUUUAUAAACCUGAUAAUAAUGAUACUAAUAAUUAUAUUAUUCCUAGAAUAAUCUAUAUGCCAGUAUUGGUAAACUUUCAAACAAAUUAUAUAUCAAUAAAGACGGAAAUUAGUGAAUUUGAAAAUAGUGUAACGACAAUGUAUGGAUUUCCGGAUUAUUUAAGUCCUAGUUUUAUGCUAACAUUAUUGCAAUAUAACCUUUUUAAAAUACUAGGAAAAAAUUAUUUGUCAAUUUACGGAUGCUCAUAUGAUAGUAGUUUGUGUUCAAACGAAAGCAAUCUGUUACUAAAGAAUAAAACAUUUUAUGAAGAGAAUGUAAAAAAUGAUAGCUCUAAACAGGCUAUGAAAUUUGUAUUAAAAUUGAAAAAGAAAGACGGUAAAAAAGUGAACACAAUAAACGAUUUAGUUCCUCUUGAAUUAAAUAUAUCAUGCCAAGAAUUAAAAAAUGAUGAAGAUAUGGAAGAAUGUAAUGAUAUUAUAUCUUCUUUAAAUUCGUCUUCUAUAUUUUGGAGAAAUGGUAUAUUAGGAUUUAUAGCAAAUUCAAUAACCAUAAAAGAUUACUAUAAUAAUGCAUUAACAUUACCAUAUAUAGAUUACAGAGUAAAUGCGAAAAUAUUAAUUCAAAAUAUAUUAGAACAUAUAAAUAUAUUACCAUAUUUAUAUAAAUUAUUCGAAUUAUCUCAUAUUGAUAAAAAGUGUGUUAGUUAUAAAAAAGAGCUUAAAAAUACAGUACCCCAUAUUCAAUGUUUAUUAUCUUUCGGACUUAACAUAUAUUUUGAUAUACAUAACAAUGGAGAAUUAGAUAUAUAUAAUGGGUUUGAAACAAAAGAUAAUAAAUCAAUUGAUAUAACACAUAUAUAUUCUUUCCCUAAUUUAUAUGAACAUAAUUUUGCAGAAUUUUAUAUUUAUAAUGAUAAUAAGACAAGAUUGUUAGUAAAAAAUGCAUAUAAGUAUCUGACCGUUUCUAGUUUGUUAAAUGAAUUAUCUAAAGCUCGAUGCCGUAUUCAGGGAUUAAAAUAUGAUCAGAUAUCUUCUUUUUAUAAACUUGUAUAUGUAUUGGAUGACAAUAAAAUUGUAGAUAUUCAUCCAGAUGAAAAUGUAGAAUUUAUACAUAAAUUAGUUUUAAAAUAUUCACAAGAAAAAAUGAUAUUAAAAAUCGUAAAAAAAAAUCAUAUUUAUAAUAUAGAUAUACCAAAAAACAUGAACUUAAGUUGCUACCCCCCAUUAAUUGACCUAAAUAAAAAUUAUUACCAAGUUCCAAUAACUUUACAAAUAAAUGCUGAAAGUUUUAAUAAAUUAAAUGAUGAAUCAUUUCCAAGAAUAAUAGUUAAUAAUGUACCAGGAAACACUUUAAUAAUGUCUAUCAAAGAAUAUCUCGUUUCUUUGUUUAAAUCAUAUAUUAAAAGUAUAGCUGAUAGUAGUGUCAAUGCAAAUUUUUAUGAAUUUGAUAUUGAUAUGGUAAUUGCUAUCUAUAAUUCAACUAUAAAUAGAAUACAUAAAAUAAAUUCAAAUUCUUUACAAGACUUAACAGUAUCUAAGUUUUUUAAAACGUAUUAUAAUGCAUCAUUAGUAUUCCAAAUGGAAGAAAUUAAAAAUUUUCCAGAAUAUGUAUAUGAUGAAUUUAUUAGCAACUUUUCAAAGGCUACUAUUGAUUUUUCGAUUUCUAUCUUCUAA
Molecule: messenger RNA, 9750 nt
Organism: Plasmodium vinckei vinckei
Lineage: Eukaryota; Apicomplexa; Aconoidasida; Haemosporida; Plasmodiidae
Product: liver specific protein 1, putative
Exons: 1
Coding region: 1-9750 (3249 amino acids)
Source: RefSeq, a predicted model, not a curated record